Molecule: messenger RNA, 969 nt
Organism: Macadamia integrifolia
Lineage: Eukaryota; Viridiplantae; Streptophyta; Magnoliopsida; Proteales; Proteaceae
Exons: 2
Coding region: 189-788 (199 amino acids)
Source: RefSeq, a predicted model, not a curated record
AUUAAAAUCUUAAAAAGGAGAAGAAAUCCAAUCCAUAUGAAGCUCAGAACCAUCGCCAUCUCGUAUUAUUCCUUAUCCCUGCUUCACAGCUUUUCUGCUUCGCUCGUACGAAGUUGUAUAUAUAAUACCAAGCCUAAAAGGCUAAAACCAACCUUCCCUUCUUGCUUUCUAGUAGAAGAAAGCAGAAGAUGUUGGAUCCAGAGCAUGAUUUUCUUCCACCUUCAUCUCCAACUAUCUCUUCCGUCUCUUCAUCUGAUCUAGACACUGAGUCAACAGGGUCUUUUUUCCAUGACAGGAGCACCUCCUUAGGUACUCUGAUGGGGGUAAGUUACCCGGCAAUCACAGCUAGGGUUCCUUCACAGAGAGACAACAACGUUGGAGCUGCCAUUGUUGAUGGUGGAGGCGGCGGAGGUAGUGGUGGUGGUGGAGGAAAGAGCAAGAAUGUGAAGAAAUCGAAGAAGAAAAAGGCGGUGGGGGCGACGGCAGCGGCGGCAGAGAGGAGGAGGGGACGGUGGUGGAGGCUUUGCAGAGACGAUUCGGCGAGGCCUGCUUCAUUAGGCGACUUUCUUGAGGUUGAACGGAGAUUCGGUGAUGGGGCAUUUUUCGGUGAGGCGGCGGAGCUCGAAAAUGUGGUGCUUCCACUUGCAUCUCAAGGGAAUGGACGCCUAUUGUUCGCCGAUGGUAGGGUCCUUCCUCCGUCUCAGGCGGAAGCACAACCACCGACGGCUGGCCCUUUGUGUAGACUCCCGGUGUUGCUCACUGGUAUCUGUAGUGGCGGUGGAGGGUAGAUUUUGUAAUUUCUCCAUUUCGUAAAUUUUUUCCCUUAAAAUUAAUUUUGUCAUUAUUUAAGAAGGGUUUAUAAGUUUAUCUGAAUAUGUUUUCAGUAUCAAGUUAUACUGAGGGGCUUUCCGAGUUGACUCACUGAGUUUCAUCAAUAACAGAUUUUAGCUUCCAAAGUUCUCAACUUAA